Messenger RNA from Drosophila takahashii, 2451 nucleotides. Its product is annotated as cysteine sulfinic acid decarboxylase. Gene Ontology annotation, cellular component: cytoplasm. The record is from RefSeq and is a predicted model, not a curated record. Gene Ontology annotation, biological process: carboxylic acid metabolic process. Lineage: Eukaryota; Metazoa; Arthropoda; Insecta; Diptera; Drosophilidae. Gene Ontology annotation, molecular function: pyridoxal phosphate binding; carbon-carbon lyase activity.
ACUGCUGAAAGUGCUGGUAGCCACUUGCAGUUUUACUACCAGCAUAACAAUGAAAUGGCGGUUGAAAGUAAAGGGAAAUGGGCAUGUCAUUUCUUACUUUCUAUUUGCAGGCACACUUGGAAACAGUUUAUUUAGAGAUCCCCAACCGAUUAGUUGACGUGUACACGUGUACGACGACAAAUACAACCAUAAUAAUUUUUUUUUAUUAGCGAUAUGCAUUAAAGAAUUUGGCUAGAUCUAUCUGGUAAGUUGAAACUUGUUUCUGAGCUACAUUUGCAUGCCAGUAUCUGUACUCGUUUGAAUAUACAUAUGUAAGUGCAGAAAAAACGUACAGUCGAUCUUCAUUAACAUGGAAAAUGAUUAGAUCAUAUAACCAUGACUUCGAAUGAGAAGUUAUAUAAGUUUAACAUAGCGAGGUUUGACCGUAUGUAUUUAAAUAUACACUAAAAAAAAUAUACAGCACUAAAAACGAUUUUAGAUUAGUGAAAUAAAUAUAUUUGCUUUCUUUUUUAGUUUUUCUUCAAUACAGGAUAUUAAAAAAAAAAGUAAUGAAUGUUUGUAUUUAUUUGUUAUUUAAUUUAAAUUUAACUAUUAGUUAAUUAUUUAAAAUAAAACCAGGUCCACUCUAAAGCGCACAAGUGCGAAGAAGUAUGUUUGUAUUUACAGCGCCGAUCGUAAUUUCAAUUAUUUGAUUGUGAGCAGGCCCAGACGAGGGUAUACAACUUAAUGAGAAUUUGAUCAAGAGAACGUUAAAACACAAUCAGCUGCAGUCGGUCGGGGCACUUACAAUUGAAACGUCGACAACGGAGGUUCGGUUCUGGAAACCUUAACACAAUCGGUUUUAUAGUGGUCAACUCGACAUUUUGAGCAAAAGAUAUGACUUCCCCGGUGGAUCAGAUUCGCGAUGGUCUGAUGGACGACUGGAAAAUCCUGGAGAACGUCUUCAGUCUGCUCCAGAAGGAGGAUACCUUCUGCGUGGAUCCCCAGAAAUGGGACAAACAGAAGAUAGUUCCGUUUUUGCAGCCAGACAAACUAAAGGAAUUGAUUAAUCUGAAAAUCCGCGAGUCGGAGAAAUGCACCCUCGCUGAAAUCGAGGAGCUGUGUCAGCAGGUCAUCCAUUACUCCGUGAAAACAUCGCACGGGCGCUUCCACAAUCAGCUCUUCGGGCAGCUUGACCCAUUCGGAUUGGCAGGAGCUCUGAUCACCGAGGCCAUGAACGGCAGCACAUAUACCUAUGAAGUUGCUCCUGUGUUCAGCCUGAUUGAAACUGAGAUUAUUUCGACCAUGUGCCUGCUGGCGGGAUACAAGGAAGGCGAUGGCAUCUUUGCGCCCGGAGGCUCCACCUCCAACAUGUACGGAAUGGUUUUGGCCCGCUAUAAGAUCGCUCCCGAGGUGAAGACGUCGGGAAUGUUUGGUAUGCGACCCCUGGUGCUGUUCACCUCCGACGAAUCGCACUAUAGCUUCGUGAAGGCGGCCAACUGGCUGGGAUUGGGCAGCGAUAACUGUGUGUCGGUGAGGACCAAUGAUCGGGGUCAGAUGUUACUGGAUGACUUGGAGGCGAAGAUCACGGAGGCAAAGGCGCGUGGGGGACAGCCGUUCUUUGUGAAUUGUACGGCAGGUACCACAGUACUGGGUGCCUUUGAUGACAUAAAUGGAGCAGCGGAUGUGGCGGAGCGCCAUGGUCUGUGGCUCCAUGUGGACGCCUGUUUGGGAGGGGCUUCACUGCUCUCCACGAAGAACAGGCAUUUAAUCGCCGGUCUAGAGCGGGCCAACUCCUUUGCCUGGAAUCCACAUAAAACCGUCGGUGCUCCCUUGCAGUGCUCACUGUUUUUGACCCGGGAAUCGGGUCGCCUCCUGGACAGAUGCAACAGCACCGAGGCGCACUACCUGUUCCAACAGGACAAGUUCUACGAUGUGUCCUAUGAUACGGGCAACAAGAGUGUCCAGUGCGGUCGUAAAAUAGACGCCUUCAAAUUCUGGCUGAUGCUGAAGGCCCGGGGAUAUGGAAAGUACGGACUGCUGGUGGACCAUGCCAUCGAAAUGGCCAGAUUACUGGAGGAUAAGCUGAGGCAGCGCGGAGAUCGCUUUAGGUUGGUACUGCAAAAGCAUGAAUACUCCAAUGUCUGCUUUUGGUUUAUACCGAAAUCUAUGAGGGUGUCUAGAGAAGAGGAAACGCCCGAGUGGUGGAAUCGUCUUUAUACCGUGGCUCCCAAGAUUAAGGAGCAGAUGGCCCACAGUGGCACUCUGAUGGUUGGUUACUCCCCUUUGAAGGCCCUCAAUCUGGGCAACUUCUUCCGCAUGGUCUUCACUUGCUUUCCCAUCCUGAAGAGCGAAGAAUUGGAUUUCAUCUUGGAUGAAAUUGAGAGACUCGGGGAGAAAAUUGUUGUUUAAUGUAAAGUUUAAGUUUUAAAAUAAAUAUAAAAUAUAAUAGAGUACUAUGUGAAUUUUAAA